AUGUCAGAAGCUCAAAAAAGAACACUCCCAAAAGAAGCUGUUGAACAAUUAAAAGAAUGGUUGUACGAUCAUUUAUUUCACCCCUAUCCUUCGGAUGCACAAAAGAACCAGUUAUCUAAUCAAACAAGCCUAGAGAUGAAGAGUAUUAACAAUUGGUUCAUCAAUGCAAGAAGAAGAUUAGUUAGACCCUUACUUGACAAGGUAUUAGCAGCUUAUAAAAAAUCAAAUCCAAAUACACCACGUAAUAAGGACAAUGAUCUAAUAAGAGAACUGUCAGAUGAGGGGAAACUUGGAACGUGGGCUAGAUCGGUCUCAUCUUCCGGACACUCAAUAGACAUGUCAAAUAAUAGUAGCAGUGGUGGUCGAUCUCCUCCUGCAAAAUCAUCAAGACCAAGAAGAACAAGACAAACAAGAAAGGUUAAUGUGGAAUCUGACAGUGAGAGUGAAGAUGAAGUUGAAACAGAAGACGAUGAAGACGAAUAUAAAAUGGAUGUAGAUGAGGAUACUUCCACAACGAAUGAUGAACAAUCUGACAUGUCAUAUUCGGAAUCAGAGUUUGAGAUUGAAAAUGAAGAUGUUCAAGCUGCCAAUACUCUGGUUAAAAUCAAAAUGACUGUAGAUUUUGAUUCUUAA
Molecule: messenger RNA, 633 nt
Organism: Naegleria gruberi
Lineage: Eukaryota; Heterolobosea; Eutetramitea; Acrasida; Naegleriidae
Exons: 1
Coding region: 1-633 (210 amino acids)
Biological process (GO): regulation of DNA-templated transcription
Molecular function (GO): DNA binding
Source: RefSeq, a predicted model, not a curated record